Molecule: messenger RNA, 725 nt
Organism: Lucilia sericata (common green bottle fly)
Lineage: Eukaryota; Metazoa; Arthropoda; Insecta; Diptera; Calliphoridae
Exons: 3
Coding region: 205-600 (131 amino acids)
Biological process (GO): septate junction assembly
Source: RefSeq, a predicted model, not a curated record
CUGGACGUUUGUCAGUUGUGAUUUAACAACCAUCAUGUUGAAUACAUUCGAACGGAAAUCGUCUUUAAUUAAUCGAAAUUUAAAAAAAUUUUUGUGAAAAUCCACUGAAAAAAGGAUAUGGAUAUUAAAAGUUGAAGAACUAAAAAAAAAAAAAAAUAAAAAUUAGUUAAAAUUGUGUUUGGUUUAAAAAAAAUAUUUGACAAAAUGUCACAUGGUGAACGUAAAGGACGCAUAAAUUUGGUGAAAUUUUUAGAAUUGGGCUUUUCAGUAGCAUGUCUGGUCUUGCAUUAUUACAGUUUCGAUGAUCGUGAUAUAUUGGCGUCUUUAUUGGCUACCGGUACAUUUGCUGGCUAUAUUAUAGUGCUCUUUGGAGUAUUUGUGGGGGCUUUAAUGCGUGCCUCAGUUCAUCGAAGAAUUGAUAUAUUUUUCAGUAUUAUGGGCUGUGCUCUAUUUAUAGCCUCUGGUGUAUUUAUCAUAGAAGCCUGGGAACAUUCAUUUCGUACCCGCACUCGAGAUAUGGCUCUAAUAAAAGCUUCACUUUCCAUUGUUAAUGGUGUACUGUUCGGAUUCGAUGCCAUCUUUACAUUUCGCGAUAAAUGAGGAAGCUGCCCUAUCAUUAUAUUUUUAUAUAAAAAACUAUUUAAACUUUAAGAUGAUUUUUUUGUAUUAUUCUAACUUUUAAAAAGUAAGUUUAUAAGAAAAAGUUUUUGUUCGUUUCUUUUGUA